This is a messenger RNA of Epinephelus lanceolatus (giant grouper), 1922 nucleotides long. RefSeq names its product SRY-box transcription factor 7 (gene sox7). The record is from RefSeq and is a predicted model, not a curated record. NCBI's taxonomy places the organism in Eukaryota, Metazoa, Chordata, Actinopteri, Perciformes, Serranidae. Gene Ontology annotation, biological process: positive regulation of transcription by RNA polymerase II; cell differentiation. Gene Ontology annotation, molecular function: RNA polymerase II cis-regulatory region sequence-specific DNA binding; DNA-binding transcription activator activity, RNA polymerase II-specific. Gene Ontology annotation, cellular component: nucleus.
AUGGCAGCCCUCAUCAGCGCGUACUCGUCGUGGCCGGAGUCCUUCGAGUGUCCUCCAGGAGACGGGGACGUGCCCGACGGACACGGCCCGCACAGGACCCCCGUGGACAAGGCGCCGGAGCCGCGGAUCAGGCGGCCCAUGAACGCGUUCAUGGUGUGGGCCAAAGACGAGCGCAAGCGGCUGGCGGUCCAGAAUCCAGACCUGCACAAUGCCGAGCUCAGCAAGAUGUUGGGCAAAUCCUGGAAGGCCCUGACUCCCCCUGAUAAGAGGCCCUAUGUAGAGGAAGCAGAGAGGCUCCGGGUGCAGCACAUGCAGGACUACCCCAACUAUAAGUAUCGGCCUCGCCGGAAGAAACAGCUGAAGCGCAUCUGCAAGCGGGUGGACCCCGGCUUCCUUCUGAGCGGGCUGGCGCCUGAUCAGAACGCCCUGCCUGAGCAGCGAGCCCUGUGCCACCCCCACGACAAAGACGAGGGCAGCCCCAAUGGCAUCAGGAGUGGCUUCUCCAGCCCCAGCCCCGCUCUGCCCAGCGUCCGAAGCUUCAGAGACCCAGCCGGCUCCAACAGCAGCUUCGACACCUACCCCUACGGCCUGCCCACUCCCCCUGAGAUGUCCCCCUUAGAUGCCAUGGACCACGAGCACGUACCCCCUUCUUAUUAUUCCACGUCUGGUAACAGCUCCUCUGUGUCCUGCUCUUCCUCCUGCCCAGAUGAGCACCACCAGAAUCAGACACACAUGGGCAGCCCGCCCCCUUACCACACUGACUACGCUCAGACCCAAAUCCACUGUGGGGGCGUCCACAUAGGUCACAUCUCUCACAUGUCCCAAACUGGUGGUGGACUGAUACCCGGCCCUCCGCUGUCCUACUACAGUACCUCAUCUUUCCCUCAGAUUCACCACGGGCUCCACCAGGGCCACCUGGGUCAGCUGUCCCCGCCACCAGAGACACAGGGUCACCUGGAGACUCUAGACCAGCUGAGCCAGGCAGAGCUUCUGGGUGAGGUGGACCGCAAUGAGUUUGACCAGUACCUGAACUCCAAUGGGACCGGGUUCCACCCCGAGCAGGGCAGCAGCAUGACAGUUACGGGACACAUCCAGGUGGCGUCCGCCACCACCGCCUCUGCCACUGUGUGUCCCAGUAGCACCACAGAAACCAGCCUCAUUUCGGUGCUCGCGGACGCCACGGCGGCCUACUACAACAACUACGGCAUCUCGUAAGCUCGGCUACAGCUGAUCAGAGACACUGCAGGGUUUGAAAUGGGUGAAGAUAUUCAGGAUGAUGUUGCACUCGGGUGCCAGUCCCUUAUUAGCAUCCAUGAGCAACAUCAUCCCACCAUUAAAACCUGAACUGACUACUGAGCAAUAUGAUUGUCUGGAGCCGAGGAAAGAACAAAGAGCAAACGGAGGAACAUUAAAAAAAAAGGGAGAUGGACACCUCAGGGAUGCAGACACAAAAUACUAUAGUAUGCCACCUCCAGCUGUCACGCAAUUUCUAAACCAGAAGAACAAUCGUAAAAAGACUUGUCCACUUGUAAAUGUCACCAGUUACUGUUGCCGCCGCGGCAUGUACAGACGCUCCUUAGAAGCUAAUUUAAGUCCUUUUGAUGUUUCGCAUAAACUGUAAUGCUAUUAUCGAAUGCUUUUCCCAUUUCGAAUGUUUGUAUCAUAUGUUCUGGCUCUCGUUAGUCUGGGAGUCUUUACCUCAGUAGUUGUAAUUGAAUGAGGUUUUAGUUGGACAUUUCUUAUGCAAUUUAACAAAAAGCGGUGUAUAAUGAAGAAAAAAGGCGUUUAUACUUCUUCUCAAGUACUUAAUAAUAUAUAAUCAUAACCUCUACGAUGGAAAAUAAUAAUGGUAACUAUAACUGUAUGCUGAUUUAGGUUUGUGAAAGACAAUAAUUUAAAAUAAAGUUCAAUUUUUAUAUUAA